Oncorhynchus keta (chum salmon) is the source of this 3894-nucleotide messenger RNA. RefSeq names its product claudin-14-like. Gene Ontology annotation, cellular component: bicellular tight junction; plasma membrane. Gene Ontology annotation, molecular function: structural molecule activity. Gene Ontology annotation, biological process: cell adhesion; bicellular tight junction assembly. The transcript has 4 exons. The coding region runs from base 863 to 1606 and encodes 247 amino acids. The record is from RefSeq and is a predicted model, not a curated record. NCBI's taxonomy places the organism in Eukaryota, Metazoa, Chordata, Actinopteri, Salmoniformes, Salmonidae.
CUCCCUAACAGGACAAUAAGAACACACACAUACCCAUACACUGCCCCCACUUGGACACUGAAGCAGAGGCAACACUGGUAAUAGAGGGAAAGAGAGAGUAAGAGAGAGCAAGCAGACAGAGCGCUGGUCUGGUCUGGGUUGUGGCGUGCAGCAUUGACAAGCCUGUUAACUAUAGAGAGUCAUAUAAAUGCUUUAUAACAUGUGUCUGUGAAUCUGCAUAGAACAUAUAAACAUAGACUGCCAGCCGCUUCCUGCCUCCUGCAGCAUUGGACAGCACCCGGCUGGAUAUACUUGUCACAGGGGCAGGGGGACAGUCACAGUCAAAGAGAGACUAGCUCGCUGAGCCCAGGGGACCACAAUCAACAGGUGGAGCUGAACAAAUAAGCUAUUGGUCGCAGGCUCAGCCAACAAGACCAGGGACAGAAGCGUCAGUAGAAGGCCUUGUCAGAGAGAGCACUAGAGAGCAUGUGGAAGCCACAGCCAUUGUUUAAAACAACGCCAGAGACAACAACUGAAGCCUAGCCCCAGAGACUGAAGUCACAGCACAGAGCUUCGGAGACAACACUGAAGCCAGUGAAUCCACAACCCCUGAGCCCCAAAGAGACCACCACUGCGGGAUGACUUCAACACUGUGACUGACUCUAGACCCACUGGAGUUCCAACUGUACAGCUGGGAACCAGAGCUAAAUACCAGAAUAAUAGGAUACUAAACUCACGUCUCAAAGGGAUUAUUGUGUGGUUGUGUGUGUUGCUCUGUGUGUGUGGUUCUGUGUGUGUUGUCUUGGGUGUAGCAGUGCAGUGUGUGAGCUAGUUUUGUUUUAAGUUCUGUGUGUGUAGUUCUCCAUCAGCAGAUGUUGCAGAAAUGGCCAGCAUGGUGGUCCAGCUCUUGGGCUUCUUCCUGGGUCUGUUGGGGCUUGUAGUUAGUGUAGUUGCUACGGUGCUCCCCCAUUGGCGGCGGACGUUAUAUGUGGGCUCUAACAUCAUCACAACUACUGCGUACAUGAAGGGGCUCUGGAUGGAGUGUGUGUGGCACAGCACGGGCAUCUACCAGUGUGAAGUACAUCGCUCAAUGCUGGCUCUGCCACCUGACCUACAAGCAGCGCGGGCGUUGAUGGUGCUAUCCUGUCUGACCUCCACCCUGGCAGUCCUGGUGUCCUCUACAGGGAUGAAGUGUACCCGCUGUGCCCGACGCUCCCCCACCAAGCACGUCCUGGCCAUCAGUGGAGGGGUCUGCUUCCUGUCUGCAGGCAUGCUCUGCCUUAUCACUGUCUGCUGGACAACCAAUGAUGUCAUCCUCGACUUCUACAACCCCAUCCUACCUGAAGGUAUGAAGUAUGAGAUUGGCAUGGCGGUGUAUUUGGGCUAUGUCUCGGCCUGUCUAAGUCUGAUGGGAGGGGCGGUACUCUGUUGGAACUGUGAGGGGCGGCCCGGGAACGCCCUCCCCCUCCAGCUACCUCGUCGUCACCACCCUCCUCCUCCCCCUGUCUUCAGCACUUUAAACACCCCAGCACCCCCCUACUAUCCCCCUACCGCACUGAAUGGCAACCGCGCUCCCUCACGCACCUCAGUGUCCAGCAGUGGCUACAGACUCAACGACUAUGUCUGAGAGAUGGAGUACACACUCAAUUAUUGCUUCCUAGUGUGGAAGUGGACACACUUAAUUAUUAUGUUUGAAUGUGGAAUAUAAUACAGACUGAUUGACUACGUCUAAGGGAGGUUCACACUCAAUGACUUUCCAGACAACCUCCAGAGAGUAACUGAGGAUGAGUGUGUUUUACAGUGUUGAUGUUGUUCAGGUUGUGUCCUUCUUCUCUGAGGUAAAGUCCACAAGGUAAUCCUGUCCUCUUUAUCCUGUUGACUUUGUAUGUUUACUAUAAGAAUCCAGAAACACACUUUUGAACAUCAACAGCCUUAUUCCCUAAUACAAAAGGAGCUUCCUUCGAAAAGGCCUUUAGGACAAAGACAGCAUAUACCAUAAUGAGGACAAAGACAGCAUAUACCAUAAUGAGGACAAAGACAGCAUAUACCAUAAUGAGGACAAAGACAGCAUGUACCAUAUUGAGGACAAAGACAGCAUACACCAUAAUGAGGACAAAGACAGCAUACACCAUAAUGAGGACAAAGACAGCAUAUAUCAUAAUGAUAAGCCAUAUAGGGUACUUCCAUGUGUAUUAUUAUGUGUUCCAGUUUCAUAGCUCAUAACUUCAUGGCUGUUAGAUGAACACAAAUAGAUUUUUAACUGCUCCAAUUAUUGUGAAGCACUUCCUGUCUUCUCUAUUAUUGAAUAUAUGUCAACUGCUUUAUACUUCUCCUGUUAUCUUAAAAUACAAAGUCACCAUGGUACAACAGACUACAAUUGAGCUUGAGGGUGGUAAGAUAGGUUACUACUAACUGAACAAAAAUGUAAAUGAAACAAUUUAAAAGAUUUUACAGUUCAUAAGGAAAUCAGUCAUUUUCAAUAAAUUAAUUAGGCCCUUGGGCUCCCGAGUGACGUCUAAGGCACUGCCUCUCAGUGCUAGAGGCGUCACUACAGACCCUGGUUCAAUUUCAGGCUGUAUCACAACCAGCCGUGAUUGGGAGUCCCAUAGGGGGGCACACAAUUGGCCCAGCGUCGUUAGGAUUUGCCGGGGUAGGCUGUCAUUGUAAAUAACAAUUUGUUCUUAACUGACUUGCAUAGUUAAAUCAAAAAUAAAAAUCUAUGGAUUUCACAUGACUGGUAAUACAGAUGUGCAUCUGUUGGUCACAGAUACCUUAAAAAAAAGUAGGGCCGGGCCGUAGAUCACAGCGGUAGGAACCAAAAAUCUCCCAUUUGGACUCCAGACCAAAUUACACAUUUCCACCGGCCUAAUGUCCAUUGCUUGUGUUUCUUGGCCCAAGCAAGUCUCUUCUUCUUAUUGGUGUCCUUUAGUUGUGGUUUCUUUGCAGCAAUUCAACCAUGAAGGCCUAAUUCACACAGUCUCAUCUGAACAGCUGAUGUUGAGAUGUGUCAGUUACUUGAGCUCUGUGAAGCAUUUAUUUGGGGUACAAUUUCUGAGGCUGGUAACUCUAAUGAACUUAUCCUCUGCAGCAAAGGAAACUCUGGGUCUUCUAUUCCGUAUUGACUGACCGUAAUGUCUUAAAGUAAUGAUGGACUGUCGUUUCUCUUUGCUUAUUUGAGCUGCUCUUGCAAAAAUAUGGACUUGGUCUUUUGCCAAAUAGGCUAUUUUCUAACCUGUCACAACACAACUGAUUGGCUCAAAUGCAUUAAGAAGGAAAGAAAUUCCACAAAUUAACUUUUAACAAGGCACACCUGUUAAUUGAAAUGCAUUCCAGGUGACUACCUCAUGAAGCUGGUUGAGAGAAUGCCAAGAGUGUGCAAAGCUGUCAUCAAGGCAAAGGGUGGCUAUUUGAAGAAUCUCACAUAUUUAAAUAUAUUUUGAUGUAACACUUUUUUGGUUACCACAUGAUUCCAUAUGUGUUAUUUCAUAGUUUCGAUGUCUUUGCUAGUAAAGAAAAACCCUUGAAUGAGUAGGUGUUGUUCUAAAACUUUUGACCGGUAGUGUACAGUCGCCUACUCGCCCAAAGCACAAAAACGUAUCGGAAAUGUGAUCUGUGCAAGGAAUAUGAUGACCACAUGGUGGCGCCAGCAGCCUAUCUAGAAAGUGAGUAGCGUUGACUGUUCAAGAAAGAAAGACUUCGGCUUCUCAUUGUCUGGCUCAUACCAAACUUGUGCUGAAUGAAACAGACAAGUAGUCAAAGCUGUGAGCUUAGAAAGUAGUUGUAUUUAUACAUUUACUAUAAAUGAAAAGGUUCCUAGAAUUUCCAACAAGUGUGUCCAAUCCCCAUCUCAAUAAGUCCAAGUCAAAGUCCCUUUAAAUUUAAGUUUUUAAAAUUUUGACUCUGGAUUUCAGUAAA